AAUUUUAAAGGGUGCCUCGGGGCUGUCCAUAAUUUUAAAGGGUGCCUCGGGACUGUCCAUAAAUUUAAAGGGUACCUCGGGACUGUCCAUAAUUUGAAAGAGUGCCUCAGGACUGUCCAUAAUUUUAAAGGGCGCCUUGGGACUGUCCAUAAUUAUAAAGGGUGCCUCGGGACUGUCCAUAAUUAUAAAGGGUGCCUCGGGACUGUCCUGUCCAUAAUUUUAAAGGGUGCCUCAGGACUGUCCAUAAUUUUAGAGGGUGCCUUGGGACUGUCCAUAAUUUUAAAGGGUGCCUCUGGACUGUCC
Molecule: messenger RNA, 303 nt
Organism: Staurois parvus
Lineage: Eukaryota; Metazoa; Chordata; Amphibia; Anura; Ranidae
Source: the annotation of a GenBank genome assembly